UCGGUGAAAACACGACUCGACCUCCAUUUUGUUUUUGCUCGAGCAUAACAGUUAAGUCUGAAAGUGCAAAUAUGCCACCGAGGCCGCAUGAAAACGACUGGAUUCUGGUCCAAUCCAGGAAAAGCAGUAGGAGAGGCUGUGUUUUUGAGCGAGACAGGAGCACAUUUGUACGUCAUCCAGAAGGGAGGCCGCAACGCUCCUAUGCUGAGGUCGUCAGAGAGGACCCGCUGCUUAGGGAGCCCAGCUUGCCCAGCUGUUUCGGAGCGCAGCACGUAAGACGCCGCAGCAUACCGCCAGCAUCUGAUCACUGGCACUUUUACCCUGACGGGGAAGAGAGGCCACGUGCUCAGAGACUUCAACGCUACGCCACACCUGCAAACCAAUAUGGCAGCCACUGGAUCACAACACGGGGAGACGCAGCUGGAGCGCCCCCCCACAGAGUGCAGUCAGAUGACCCGGAUUUCACUCAGAAGCUUUCCACAGGAGGUUGGAGAGGACCUUUUGAGAUCGCCACCUGCUGGGCCAGAAGACACCUGGGCACGCGUCUGAAACAGGAAACCCUGGACCGCUGCCACAGAAUGCUGAACACCAGGUUAAGAGAACCGGUCCCCCCCUCUCCUCCUCCCUCUGUUUCAGAGCACAUAGAGGAACUAGAGGAGGAUUUAAGCUUGGAGCUGACUCCAUCACCUUCACCAGCAGUCCAGCCCCAAACCCCAAGGCCACAGAGCCCAGCAGGAGCACGUAAACGUGCCCCCAAAAAGACCAAGAGGAAAAGCACAGAGUGGGACUGGUCACCCCUGCUUGAACUCACAGAGAUGGGAGACACAGAGUGUUCAUCCCCUGCAGCAUCUCCUCCUCCUCCUCAUCAUCAUUCUCCGAUGACUCCUCCACCAACACGAGGGAAGAUCAUCCCUGCAGCAAAAUCAUUUCUCAUCCCAGAGCUGCAGCCAGUAGAUGCUCAGCGUGCAUCGCAGGAGCAGAACACAGAAGCUCCUCACCCCACCCCAGCUGGACCUGCAUCAUUCUCUGCAGCAGCUGUGCAGGUAUGCACUCCAACACGACAUGUCAGCACUCCAUGCAAAUUCAGAGACUGGCAUCUCCACAUACAUCAGGAGACUGUCAUUGUGGGAGAUUCUAAUGUUGGCAGACUCCCAUCCUUCAAAGCUGACCACAUUCAAGUGGACAGCUUUCCUCAAGCGACAUGGCAGGAUGCUGAGGUCCUGUUAAAGAACGCCACCUGCCAUACUCAGCCAAAGACCAUCCUUUUGUCCUUUGGCAUCCAUCAGAGGACACAUAAGGACAAGGACAUCCCAGUAAUUGAGAUGUUUCAUACAUUUGAAGUGGCAGAACAAUUAUUCCCAGAAGCCAAUAUUGUUAUUCCCAUGAUUGGUUAUUCACAUCGCCUGCCACCACAAGAAAAAGCGGUCCUGUAUCAUCUGAAUGAACACAUCGGGGAGCUGUGUAACCACAUUUGCCUUUCAGAUGACCCAGUGGAGACAGACCAGGACAAUGUGAACUGGACAGCAGAUACGGCCAUGAGGAUGCUGAAAUAUUGGAAUCCUAGGUUUCUCCCUCUUGGUCCGACAGAGGGAGUGAAUGAGUAAUUCAAUCAGGUCCCUCGCCCCCUCUGUCUUUAUCCAGCAGAGGGUGGUAAAGAGCAACCUAGUCUUGAGGUUUAAUUCUAAAAUGUCAUUUCUUUUGGGUUUUAUUAUGGUUUUCUGACUUUCAUUUCAAUCAUCCCCAUUCAGGUAGCUCUAAUCCCAACCAUGGAGUAUAUUUUCUAACCCUAAUUUGUGAUUUCUGAUCCCCAGCCAGGUGAAUUAAUUGCUCUAACCCUAACCGUGUGUAUUUUUUGCCCCCCCCAACCCUAAUUUGUGAUUUCUGAUCCCCAGCCAGGUGAAUUAAUUGCUCUAACCCUAACCGUGUGUAAUUUUUGCCCCCUCCCAACCCUAAUUUGGGAUUUCUGACCCCCAGCCAGGUGAAUUAAUGGC
Messenger RNA from Oryzias latipes (Japanese medaka), 1991 nucleotides. RefSeq lists its product as uncharacterized. The record is from RefSeq and is a predicted model, not a curated record. NCBI's taxonomy places the organism in Eukaryota, Metazoa, Chordata, Actinopteri, Beloniformes, Adrianichthyidae.